GCAGAAGAAGACAAAAAGAAUUUGGCAAGAAUGCAGGAGCUAAUUGAUAAAUUGCAACUCAAAGUAAAAAGCUACAAGCACCAAGCAGAAGAAGCUGAAACUCAAGCCAAUCAAUACCUUGCAAAAUAUAGGAAACAGCAGCAUGAGCUGGAUGAUGCUGAAGAACGAGCUGAGAUUGCUGAAUCCCAGGUUAAUAAGCUCAGGACAAAGUCAAGAGACAUUGGCAUGAAAAAGGUAUGA
Protobothrops mucrosquamatus (brown spotted pit viper) is the source of this 240-nucleotide messenger RNA. RefSeq names its product myosin heavy chain, cardiac muscle isoform-like. The annotation marks the transcript as partial. The record is from RefSeq and is a predicted model, not a curated record. Lineage: Eukaryota; Metazoa; Chordata; Lepidosauria; Squamata; Viperidae. The transcript has 2 exons.